Molecule: messenger RNA, 635 nt
Organism: Hibiscus syriacus
Lineage: Eukaryota; Viridiplantae; Streptophyta; Magnoliopsida; Malvales; Malvaceae
Exons: 2
Coding region: 81-476 (131 amino acids)
Source: RefSeq, a predicted model, not a curated record
CUCCACAUUCUUCUUUAAAUUGCCCCAACCAUGGAAAUGGAAACCCAAGCUUCUCCCGUUCCGAGUUUUUUCUUACCACCAUGGACGUGAACAACAUCGAGUCCGUUUACGAAUACCAAGGGAUUGACGAAGACGAUGUUCUCUUCGAUGAGAUUCGAAGACAGAUUCUAGUUUUGACAGCAGACGACGAGGAUCAUCAAGAAACCGAUGUUAUCGAUUCCGUGAGCUCUGUCGCUAACAAGCCGGGGACAAGAAGAGCGCUUGGGAAUCUAUCUUCUUUACAACAUGGAAGGUAUUUCAAUUGGCCGGAUACCGAGAAUACAGACUCGGUACCGACUUGGCUUGUGAAUCUAUGGAGAACCGGCAAUGGAACCGGAGUUUUCAUUCCCCACAUCAACAAAUCCACAAGACGCCACAGGCCAGGAAGGGUGAAUCGGAGAAGAGUUUACAGGCCAGUCGAGACCAAACAAUCGUGAACAAGCAAGAAUUUAACAUGUUGCUUCAAAUAUUUUAUUUCUUAGGAAUGCUGUAAAUAACUAUCAUUGAUUACAUUAGAUCAUGUAAUGUUCGACGUUUUCAAUUCUGAUAGAAAGAUUACAUGAUUUGUAAUACAAGGAACAACGAACAUGUUUCGC